UGAACAUGCCAAACCUCCUGAACUUCGAACUACAAACAUACCAAACCUCCUGAACUUCGAACUGCUACGAUAUGGUUGUUAAGAAAGCUGAUUUCUGGUCGUCAAUUAAACUACGGAUGAUAAUGUUUGGCAUUUUUUGCUAACACCACGCUGCGCUCGCUGGAAAAGAAUUUACCGGCACUGCGUCUGAUCUCUCUGGAGAGGGGCUUCAGCGAAAUGGAAGUGUUCAGCAAGGACAUUAUAGACUAUCUCCGCAAUCUGCAUUGUGGAGACGAAUACGAGUGGUACAGGCACUGGUGGAGCAGUAACGGAUUGCUGCAGAGUGCUGGCAGGAAGCAAAUUUUCAGUAUUCCCAUUAUGUCAUGGCACAAUGAUGACUUGGCAAAAAGAGACGUGUUCCUGCCGAUUGACUGUGCCGUAGUGCCGUUUGCAAACGGUUCCGGCUCCAUUGAUUUUGCGCAGUACACCUUCUCCAUCAACGAAGACACAUAUUUGAGGGAAGUUCCGAAAACCCAUCCGGACAGCAUGGUUCAAGACACGUUCCCGGCAUUAUCCACGGAUGGACCGACGCAGACGGAGUGCGAUCUCUCGUUCCUGAACUUGCGAUGCCCAUCACUUCAAUCGAUUAACAGUGUGAACUGUGAACACCCGGAUUUUAGUGAUCAAGCGCUGUAUGCACCAUCCUGCUUGGGCGAUUUGCGGCGUUUAUCCGGGAUGCUGGCGCAACUACCUCCUCGUGCUCUGAUCAUGACCUGGAUGGAUAACAUCACGAUUGGCAUCUCCGACAUGGGCUACGUGAGACCCUACGUCGUUGCCUUCUUUAUAAAAUGGGUUUGCUCGAAGCCUCGCACGGCAAACCUACUGUACCAACUCCGGCUGGUCAAUUUAUUGGAUUAUGGGCUCUUCGACAACACCAAUUUAGAUAUAAAAAAAUCGAUUUUCACCAUUCGCCAAAACUGAGAGAAUUCAGGCUGGUUAACUCCACGAUUCGCACCCUCGAAAUUAACGCCUUCUCGGGUCUUUCAUCUCUCGGACUGCUGUCACUGGAGGAAUAUUUUCGUGUUCGACCGACAGAUGAUUCCUGGUUUAUUCCAGUUUAUGACCAACGCCUCCGUAACUACCUGUUCCGACUGCACUGCAGCUGUGAGUUUGACUGGUUUCGACGCUGGCGCGAAAAUAACACGGCACUGGUGGUGGAAGCGGAUCAGGGUGAAGUGUGGUCUGUUGGGCCGUACUCGUUCAACGACCUGUACUACCCGAUCGAUGCAUUUGUGCCCAUCGACUGCGCCCAGUCCAUU
Messenger RNA from Paramacrobiotus metropolitanus, 1298 nucleotides. RefSeq lists its product as uncharacterized. Bases 217 to 960 code for a protein of 247 amino acids. NCBI's taxonomy places the organism in Eukaryota, Metazoa, Tardigrada, Eutardigrada, Parachela, Macrobiotidae. The transcript is spliced from 2 exons. The record is from RefSeq and is a predicted model, not a curated record.